AUGUUAAUUGACGAAGUUGGAAACAAUCAACAAGCAUUACAGCACGUAAGGGAUCCACAUGAAAAAGGCCAUAUUUGGGACAAAAUUAAUUCUUUCCAUCAAAAAUAUUGUAAUAUCAAAGAUAUUAUCAAAAAUACGGGUGAAGAAGCAAUCCAAAAUGAUUGGGAAUUCUUUAAGGAUAUGGAUAAAUAUUUAAAGAAUGAUCCAAGUAUUGAAGCGCCAAUUACAAGUGACUCAAUUAAUGGAAUUAAACAUAAAGAAAAAAAUAAUACUGAUAAUUAUGAAGACGAAGAUGAAUGUCUUGAAGAUAUUCAAAGUCUGAUUAAAGAACAAAUGAAUACUAUCGUCGAGACAAUUAAAGAGCAAUAUUUACAUACAUGUGAAGUUCAACAAUGA
Molecule: messenger RNA, 396 nt
Organism: Cetraspora pellucida
Lineage: Eukaryota; Fungi; Glomeromycota; Glomeromycetes; Diversisporales; Gigasporaceae
Source: the annotation of a GenBank genome assembly